This is a messenger RNA of Ipomoea triloba (trilobed morning glory), 2447 nucleotides long. RefSeq names its product ABC transporter E family member 2. The transcript is spliced from 12 exons. The record is from RefSeq and is a predicted model, not a curated record. Lineage: Eukaryota; Viridiplantae; Streptophyta; Magnoliopsida; Solanales; Convolvulaceae. The coding region runs from base 155 to 1975 and encodes 606 amino acids. Gene Ontology annotation, molecular function: iron ion binding; ATP binding; ribosomal small subunit binding. Gene Ontology annotation, biological process: ribosomal subunit export from nucleus; translational initiation; translational termination.
UACAGUAAACAUGGUGGGCGAAAACAUAAAUUCAUACAAAAGGCUCAAAGUAUUCUAAGAAACCCUAGCUUGCUCCAUUCCCUGCGUCCACCACACGCUCCACAAUCUACUCUUCCUCAAUCGAAAUCUCUGCUACAGAUUGGUGAAGAGAGAAAUGUCGGAUCAGAGAUUGACUCGUAUUGCUAUAGUCAGCUCUGAUAAGUGUAAACCAAAGAAGUGCCGUCAGGAAUGCAAGAAGAGCUGCCCCGUUGUUAAAACUGGAAAACUUUGUAUUGAGGUGACUCCUGCAUCCAAGAUUGCCUUCAUCUCAGAGGAGUUGUGCAUUGGAUGUGGUAUUUGUGUAAAGAAAUGCCCCUUUGAGGCAAUUCAGAUCAUCAAUCUGCCAAAGGACUUGGACAAGGAUACAACACAUCGUUAUGGUCCUAACACUUUUAAAUUACAUAGGUUGCCAGUCCCAAGACCAGGACAAGUUCUUGGCCUGGUUGGAACAAAUGGUAUUGGAAAAUCAACUGCUCUUAAAGUUUUAGCUGGGAAACUAAAGCCUAAUUUGGGACGCUUCAAUAACCCUCCCGACUGGCAAGAGAUAUUGACUUAUUUCAGAGGUUCUGAAUUGCAGAAUUACUUCACUCGUAUUCUGGAAGAUAAUUUAAAAGCUAUAAUCAAGCCUCAGUAUGUUGACCAUAUUCCCAAGGCUGUCCAAGGGAAUGUGGGGCAAGUGCUUGAUCAAAAGGAUGAGAGAGAUAUAAAAGAAGAACUUUGUGUUGAUCUUGAGUUGAAUCAGGUUUUGGACCGCAAUGUUGGAGAUUUAUCUGGUGGGGAGCUUCAACGAUUUGCCAUUGCUGUUGUUGCUAUACAGAAUGCAGAAAUAUACAUGUUUGAUGAGCCAUCUAGUUACCUGGAUGUGAAGCAGAGGCUUAAAGCUGCUCAAGUUGUCAGAUCUUUGCUCCGGCCCAACAGCUAUGUAAUUGUUGUGGAACAUGAUUUGAGUGUUCUUGAUUACUUGUCGGACUUCAUAUGCUGCCUGUAUGGGAAACCUGGUGCAUAUGGUGUUGUCACUCUUCCUUUCUCUGUUAGAGAAGGAAUUAACAUAUUCUUGGCAGGAUUUGUGCCAACAGAAAAUCUGAGAUUCCGUGACGAAUCACUUACCUUCAAGGUUGCUGAGACCCCACAGGAAAGUGCUGAAGAAGUUGAAACAUAUGCACGCUAUAAAUACCCUACCAUGACAAAGACACAAGGUAAUUUCAAGCUCAAGGUUGUUGAGGGUGAAUUUACCGACUCCCAGAUUAUUGUAAUGCUUGGUGAGAAUGGUACUGGGAAGACAACAUUCAUCCGAAUGCUGGCUGGAUUGCUGAAGCCUGACAUUGUAGAAGGCUCAGAUGUGGAGAUACCAGAGUUUAAUGUCUCUUACAAACCACAGAAAAUUAGUCCAAAAUUUCAAUCCUCCGUAAGGCAUUUGCUACAUCAGAAAAUUCGUGAUUCCUAUACACAUCCUCAAUUUAUCUCAGAUGUAAUGAAGCCUCUCCAAAUUGAGCAAUUGAUGGAUCAAGAAGUUGUGAACCUAUCUGGUGGAGAGUUGCAAAGAGUUGCCCUAGCUUUGUGUCUUGGGAAGCCUGCUGACAUAUAUUUGAUAGAUGAACCAAGUGCUUACCUGGACUCUGAGCAGCGUAUUGUUGCUUCCAAAGUCAUUAAGAGGUUUAUACUUCAUGCAAAGAAGACAGCUUUUGUGGUGGAGCAUGACUUCAUAAUGGCAACUUACCUGGCAGAUAGAGUAAUUGUGUAUGAAGGGAAGCCAUCGGUGGAUUGUAUUGCAAAUUCACCACAAUCAUUGUUGACGGGAAUGAACCUAUUCUUAUCUCAUCUGGAUAUCACUUUCCGCCGGGACCCAACCAAUUACCGCCCACGAAUUAACAAACUUGACUCAACCAAGGACCGGGAACAAAAGAAUGCUGGAUCCUAUUAUUACCUGGAUGAUUGAGCUAAUCAUUGUUGUGCAACAGGUUAGAGAUGAGCUUCGUCAUUUCUUUUAAUGCCGCUGGUGCCUACAUGUAUAACAGAAGCUCCAUCCUUCCCUCAGGUGGGAGGUGUUGAAAAGAAGCCCUGUUUACGGGGUUCAAAUGCCACAUUUUGGGUAUAAGAGGCGCACUUCUUUGUGAGGAGGAUAAAGACUUCAUAAAAUCUAUAGAGGCUCAUUGAUGAAGAGAACUGCAACUCCCGGACUAUAGUGCUGCAAUAUUGUGUCUUUAUCUUUUACAGUAUUUGUUAGUUACUAGUGUAGUACUGACACUUUGGUUUGAUAUGUUUUUCUUCAAUAUUCUUGGGCCAUUUUGGGAUAAAUUUUCUGUUGUAUUUAUUUUUUUAAACCUCCGGAAGAUGCAUGUAUUCACUGGAGAUAGAUGAAAAACAACCAACUUAAUACUGGUCAGUAAAUUUGGAUUUUGGAUUGGAUA